GCUACAAGCUAUCUACUUGCAUAUCCAUUUGUAGCAGUCAGAUCAACGCAGUAAGGGACCCAGAAGCGUCGAGGAGGCAGCCAUGUGGUCUACGGGCGCGUUGACGGCUGCUCUGGCAAUUUUUGCGAGAUGUUCGCUGGCUCAGCAGCUGGUCGUACAGGGCAAUGCCGGACUCGCCCACGUUUCAGUUGCUCUGCAUUCGGACAAAUCGGUGACAGUGGAUGAUGUACCCUCAGACUCGUUCGCCGACACCAUCGUUUCGGCUCUCUCACAAUCCGACCAACAUACAACGCUCAUCCGCCUCCUACAGCGGUCCAAGUGCAUCCCCCUCCUUGCCCAUAUAGGCAACGCGACGGUCUUCGCGCCGACUGAUAAAGCCUGGAAAGCAUGGGAAGAUGAUCAUCGGCCUUCUUCAGAGGAUCCGACUGGGCUGUAUCGAGGCUGGCUAUCUGCUAGAGGAUUAGAAGAAUGGACCUGGUCAGAAGAUCAGGUCUUGGCCGCUCGAAUCGAGAGUGGUGGCGAACGAGCGGAAGAGGAGAAGAAGCUGGACAAUCAGAAUUGGUGGUUACGGCAGCAUCUUCUAUACCACAUGCUCAACUAUACCCUUCCCCCAUCGGCUUUCUUUCAUGACAGUCCUGGAGACAAAGGAGCGAUUUCUAUGACAGACGCCGCGGUCUCUCUAGAGACAACGCUGCUUUUCCCUCUAACGGAAGAACCGCCUCUACCCCCAACGCCUCCUCCAGGUCCACCAUGGCUUCCGAGAGGCGGUGAAGGACUGCUUGGUGGACACGGACAGAGGCUCCGAGUGGCUAAAGGCGACUCCGAGCACCGUGCAAAGGUCGGUGUGGACUGGACGGGAUCAGGCGGAAUUGAAUUCUGGGAUGGGAGCGGAUGGCCUGUUCCCGAUGACCAGAACAAGACCAGUGUGAACGAGGCUCAGAAGCGCAAAGGAGACAAAGGAGACCAGGAAGGGAAUGCACCGAAGAAACCUUCGAAUGCGACUGGUCCAGUGGCUCGGUGGGUCAGGAAUGGUGUAGUGGUGGGGAUACAAGGCGUUCUUGAGCCUCCUCUGAGCAUUCAGGAGAUCAUUCAAUCCACGCCUGAACUAUCAUACCUUUCGCAUCUGCUACCCUCCUCGCCUCCAUUCCCGGAUCCUCUGCCCGAUGAUCUCGCCACUGCACCACAUUUGACAAUAUUUGCACCUUCGAACGAGGCGUUCAAGGGGGCUUUUGAUGACAUUGAACGAGGAUACUUGGAAGGAGGGUACGGAUCUGAGGGAAUCGGCAGAGUAAUUGGAGGGAGUGUAGUACUGGCAGUGGGUCGUGGACAGGUUGGUUGGAGCGAUGCUUUCAAAGCGAAUGACGACUCUGUCGAAGCGGCAUUCGGUCUGCACCUCAUGGUCGAAGCCUCUCAAGGCCUCGCUGUCAACGGCACCAACGCCUCAGCCAUCGACAUCUUUGCGUCUAAUGGAGUCAUACAUAUUCUACCGACCUUGCUCCUUCCAGCGAACUUUUCCCUACUCAACUCGGCCGAAAAGGUCUUGCUAUCAGUCAACGCCACCCGGUUCGUGUCGCUUUUGCGGGAUGCCAACUUGUCUUCUAAAUAUGUCGGUCAACCGGGACGCGAACAGGAUGAGUCACAAGCAUGGACCUUCCUCGCGCCAACAGACGAUGUUAUGGAUAUGAUGGACCGAUUUGGAGCGGACCUGGGUCCUCCGCUGCCACACGUAUGGCAGCAUGUGAAGAGAGACCAAGUGGUAACUCCGAAUCACAGGAGCGUUCAGCUUGCCGAUGAGCCAUUCAAAGAUGCUUCUCCGCUUGCUGCGUUGCUGCAGUACCAUAUCCUCCCUGGGCGGUACGACCCCUCCGACAUCAAGGAUGGCAUGCUGCUAGGGACCGAGUUGAGGACGUCGUCGCUCAAGGGCGAGAGACAGAGACUUCGGGUGGACAUCUCUAGCAAUCGCGGGAAACUUCAGUGGGAUACCGUUGGUCAAGGAGAGAUCCGCUUCGGCGGUGCCAGCGUUAGAGGUAAACCAGUCCGCUCAGGGAAAUCCAUUAUAUAUCUCAUCUCGUCUCUGCUUUCACCACCUGAAGACGUGCUACAGACGGCUGUCUCGGAUCUCCAGCUGUCCACGUUCAUCGCUGCUGUCUAUGCAGCGGAUAUGGAACGUAUUGUCAAACAUACUCCUGGAUUGACCUGGUUCCUGCCGCGCAAUCGCGCGUGUAGCGCUCUCGGUCUCGGUAUGCAGUAUCUCCUCUCCUCGGAGGGCAAGGACGAGCUUCGCAAGGUGUUGCGAUACCACGCGAUCGACGGUGUCAUCUACUCUGCGGACAUUGAAUCUGGCAAGUCUGUCUAUAAGACAAUUGAAGGUGGCGACAUCAUCCUCGAUCGAUCGAGCGGAAAGAAUGGAAACUUGAGUCUAUCCAGUCCUACCAAAUGGAAAGACCACGACUCUGGAGAAGCUUUUCCCGCAAAUGGCGAACUACGGCCAGCAAGAAUCAGCCAGCUGGAUGCCCUCACGAGUACUGGUGUUGUGCACACCAUCGACAGCCUUGAAAUGCCCGCAGAUGUCAGCUUGACAAUAGCAAAGCUCAUCCGAGGCUCGAAGCAGAACACAAUGAUGGAUUUAAUGAUUCGAGCUGGAAUGGAGUGGAUCCUCCAAGGCCGUGAGCCAACGAACGAGGAAGUCAAUGCGGCUCAGCUUCAUGGAGUGGUACAGACUUGGAGCAGCGACGGAGAGAAUGACGGCGAUGAAGCCGAUUCUUUGGCCAUGCCUUCGUACACUGUUCUGUGUCCUUCGGACAAGGCGUUCUCCCGGAUCAACAUGUCACUCUAUUUGUCCGACAAGGACGCCUUGCUUGAUUUGCUGAAAUUACACAUCAUCCCGACUCAACCUUCUACGCCCCGGACGAUGAAAACCAAGCAGCCUGCGGAACCUCCGAAAGAUGGUCAACCCUUGAGUCUUCUCGACGACUUGGUCUAUGAUACGCUGUACAGCUCCAAAUCAAAGUAUGGUCAACUCGCUUUCCGAGCUACAGGUGAUAAUUCUUACAUGAUUGGGAUACGCAACGCGAGGAGCAGCUCUGAAUCCGACAACAAUGCUGCGCGUGUAGGUGCGAGUGGCCGUGGAUCCGUUAGAUGGAGACGGAAUCGCGUUCCGGACCUUUGGAUGGACGACACUGCAUCUCGAUAUAAGCGAUGGUUGAGCAGUAAUAAAGACAAGAAAAAGACUAGUGAAGCUGAAGAGGAUGAUAAACGAUUCGAUCUGUGGAAGGGGGGUCUGGCUCUGGGUGGAGGGGUAUUGAUGAUCGACAAUGUUUUGGUGCCGUUUGAGCCCAGCUGGUUCUCGAGAUGGGGAUGGCUCAUCGUCAGUCUCGUGGUGGUCGGAGUUGUAUUGUUAGUUGCGGGUGCGACCUUUGUAUGGUGGCGCAUCUCGAAGAACAAGGAAGAAAAGUACGAGCCUUUAGAAGGGGAAGAGGAGGAAUAGACUAUGGAACUCUGUACCAUCAUCAUUGGCUGUUCGACAUUUGGUGUUACUGGGUAGAUAGGUU
Molecule: messenger RNA, 3551 nt
Organism: Kockovaella imperatae
Lineage: Eukaryota; Fungi; Basidiomycota; Tremellomycetes; Tremellales; Cuniculitremaceae
Exons: 7
Coding region: 83-3487 (1134 amino acids)
Biological process (GO): macroautophagy
Cellular component (GO): fungal-type vacuole membrane
Source: RefSeq, a predicted model, not a curated record